Molecule: messenger RNA, 1023 nt
Organism: Lichtheimia ornata
Lineage: Eukaryota; Fungi; Mucoromycota; Mucoromycetes; Mucorales; Lichtheimiaceae
Exons: 8
Coding region: 1-1023 (340 amino acids)
Biological process (GO): fructose 1,6-bisphosphate metabolic process; fructose metabolic process; sucrose biosynthetic process
Cellular component (GO): cytoplasm; cytosol
Molecular function (GO): fructose 1,6-bisphosphate 1-phosphatase activity
Source: RefSeq, a predicted model, not a curated record
AUGCCAGAAACCAAGUUUGACGAAAUCGCAGUCGGUCGUGGUACUGAUCUCGUUACCUUGACGCGUUGGGUGCUUGCUCAGCAACAGUACGUUCCUGAAGCUACUGGUGAUUUGACCUUGUUGUUGACCUCGAUCCAAUUUGGAUGCAAGUUUGUCGCUUCCAAGGUGAAGCAAGCUGGUCUCGUGAACUUGCUUGGUUUGACCGGCACUGCCAAUGUUCAAGGCGAAGACGUUAAAAAGUUGGAUUUGCUCGCCAAUGACAUUUUCCGCAAUGCUCUUAUCUCUUCUGGCAAGGCUUGUGUUUUGGUCUCUGAGGAAGAUGAAAACGCUAUGGUGAUUCAAGAUCACAACCAACGCGGCAAAUACAUUGUCACCUUUGAUCCUUUGGAUGGUUCUUCCAACAUUGAUUGCGGUGUUUCCAUUGGUACUAUCUUUGGUAUUUUCAAGGUGGCCGAUCACGAAAACCCCACUGAGAAGGAUCUCUUGCGUAAUGGUCGUGAGCUUAUUGCUGCUGGCUACUGCAUGUACGGCUCGUACUGUGAAAUGAUCUUGUCUGUUGGUAACGGCGUCAAUGGCUUCACUUUGGAUCCUGCUAUCGGUGAAUUCAUCAUGACACAUCCUGAUAUCAAAUUGCCUCCUCGUGGCAAGAUUUACUCCAUCAACGAGGGUAACUACAAGCACUUUGAUGAACCCAGCCGAAAGUAUGUCGACACGGUCAAGCAAAAGUAUAGCGCACGUUAUGUUGGUUCCAUGGUGUCUGAUAUCCACCGCACACUUUUGUAUGGUGGCAUCUUUGGUUAUCCCGCGGAUGCAAAGUCCAAGCGUGGAAAGCUUCGUAUCCUCUAUGAGGUCUUCCCUAUGGCCUUUUUGAUUGAACAAGCAGGUGGUAAGGCAACUACCGGUACCAUGGAUGCUUUGGAUAUCAUCCCAGAGCAUAUUCACGAUCGAUCGGGUAUCUGGCUCGGCUCCAAGGAAGACGUUGAAGAUGUCGAGGCCUUGUACAAGCAACAGCAACAGCAGUAA